AUGGACGUAACGGAAUCGCCAAAUUUUUGCCAUCCGAUUGCCUCUUUCUUAUUGAGUGUCCCCGGCCCGGAGAGCGAUGGGGGGCCAGGCUGGUGGCUAGAUUUUCGUUUCCUAUUUUCUUUCUUUCUUUUCUUAAGUUUUCAAUUUACUGUAUUUUCAUUUCUGUUUUCUUCUUUCUUUCUUUCAUUGACGUUUUCUGUGUUCAUUCAUUUAAAACGUUUUCGUUAUCGGCCAUGCCUCUUCCUAUCUUUUUUGUUUGUGGCCAUCUUUCUUUUCUUUUUUCUUUUCUACUUUUUCUUUCGUUACUUGAUUUUUCUUUUUCUGCAGUUUGACUUUCAUUUUAUAUUUAUUCUUUGUUUAUUGGUUUGCUGGGUUCCUUGCGUAAGUUCUUUCUUUCUUUCUUUCUUUCUUUCUUUCUUUCUUUCUUUUAUUGACGUUUGCUGGGUUAUCCUUCUUUCUUUCUUUCUUUCUUUCUUUCUUUUCUUUCUUUCUUUUUCUUUCUUUCUUUCUUUUCUUUCUUUCUUUCUUUCUAUUGAAGCAGACGUGCCUGAUAGCGUUAUCCUUCUUUCUUUCUUUCUUUCUUUUUUCUUUCUUUCUUUCUUUCUUUCUUUCUUUGAAGCUAAUUUCUUUUCCUUCCAUCUUUCUUUCUUUCUUUUUUUCUUUUUCUUUUCUUUUGCUUUCAUUUUCUUUUUCUUUUGUUUUUCAUUUUUUUCUUUUUUCUUUCUUUCUUUCUUUCUUUUAUUGGAAGCAGACGGUAAGUGCCUGAUAGCCUUAUCCAUCUUUAUUUCUUUCUUUUCUUUUCUUUCCAUUUUUUUUUUUCUUUUCUUUUCCUUUCUUUCUUUCUUUCUUUUUUUCUUUUUCUUUUCUUUUUGCCAUUUUCUUUUCUUUUGUUUUUCAUUUUCUUCUUUCUUUCUUUCUUUCUUUUUUCUUUCUUUUUUUCUUUCUUUCUUUUCUUUUUCGACGGUAAGUUUCUUUUUCCUUUCCUUUCUUUCUUUCUUUUUUUCUUUUUUCUUUCUUUUCUUUUCUUUCCAUUUUCUUUUUUUUUGUUUCUUUUCCUUUUUCUUUCUUUUUUUUUUUUUUUCUUUUCUUUUGCUUUCAUUUUUCUUUUCUUUUUAUCCUUCCUUUUUUCCUUUCUAUCUUUCUUUCUUCCUCCGUUACUUUCUUUCUUUCUUUCUUUCUUUCUUUCUUUCUUUAUUCAAACCUCUAAGUUACCUGUCUUCUUUCUUUCUUUCUUUUUUCUUUCUUCAAACCUCUCAGUUACCCGUCAUCUUUCUUUCUUUCUUUCUUUCUUCAAACCUCUCAGUUACCCGUCAUCUUUCUUUCUUUCUGUCUUUCUUUCUUUCUUUCUUUCUUUCUUUCUUUCUUUCUUUCUUUCUUCAAAACUCUCAAUUACCCGUCAUCUUUUCUUUCUUUCUUUCUUUCUUUCUUUCUUUCUUUCUUUCUUUCUUUCUUCAAACCUCUCAGUUACCCGUCAUCUUUCUUUCUUUCUGUCUUUCUUUCUUUCUUUCUUUCUUUCUUUCUUUCUUCUCCAAACCUGUUUGUUUCAUUUCUUUUCAUUUCUCCUUCUUUGUUUGUUUGUUUCUUUCUUUCUUUAUUCAAACCUCUCAGUUACCUGUUUCUUUCUUUCUUUCUUUCUUUCUUUCUUUCUUUCAACCUCUCAGUUACCCGUCAUCUUUCUUUCUUUCCGUCUUUCUUUUUUCUUUCUUUCUUUCUUUCUUUCUUUCUUUUCUUUCUUUCUUUCUUAAACCUCUCAAUUACCCGUCAUCUUUCUUUUCUUUCUUUCUUUUCUUUCUUUCUUUCUUUCUUUCUUUCUUUCUUUCUUCUCCAAACCUGUUUUCUUUCAUAUUCUUAGCUAUUUCAUUUUAUAGUCUCCUUCUUUGUUUGUUUGUUUCUUUCUUUCUUUAUUCAAACCUCUCAGUUACCUGUCUUCUUUCUUUCUUUCUUUCUUUCUUUCUUUCUUUCUUUCCCGUUCUUUCUUUUUUUUUCUUUCUUUCUUUCUUUCUUUCUUUCUUUCCUUUCUUUUCUUCUCAAACCUGUUUCUAUUCUUUCUAUUCAUUUAUAGUCUCCUUCUUUGUUUGUUUGUUUCUUUCUUUCUUUAUUCAAACCUCUCAGUUACCUGUCUUCUUUCUUUCUUUCUUUCUUUCUUUCUUUCUUUCUUUCUUUCUUUCUUUCUUCAAACCUCUCAAUUACCCGUCAUCUUUCUUUCUUUCUUUCUUUCUUUCUUUCUUUCUUUCUUUCUUUCUUUCUUCUCCAAACCUUCUCCUUCUUUGUUUGUUUCUUUCUUUCUUUCUUUAUUCAAACCUCUCAGUUACCUGUCUUCUUUCUUUCUUUCUUUCUUUCUUUCUUUCUUUCUUUCUUCAAACCUCUCAGUUACCGUUCUUUCUUUCUUUCUGUCUGUCUUUCUUUCUUUCUUUCUUUCUUUCUUUCUUUCUUCAAACCUCUCAAUUACCCGUCAUCUUUCUUUCUUUCUUUCUUUCUUUCUUUCUUUCUUUCUUUCUUUCUUUCUUUCUUCUCCAAACCUGUUUGCUUUACACUGUCUGCCUUAUACCUUCGUUCAGACUCUGCACAUCUAUCUAUCUAUCUAUCUAUCUAUCUAUCUGA
This is a messenger RNA of Acanthosepion pharaonis, 2601 nucleotides long. The record is from the annotation of a GenBank genome assembly. Lineage: Eukaryota; Metazoa; Mollusca; Cephalopoda; Sepiida; Sepiidae.